ACGUAGCACGAAAUGUGGGUCCUCUCAGCAGCUCCACACACACUAACGUGAGACGUGCAAGCUGACGGGCUUUUUUUGGCUAUUGAAAGUUUUGUUUUUCCUCGAUGUUGUUCAUUAAACAUUCCGCUUGUAAAACGCAGUAUUUAUUUCCCAAGAGCAGCCGACCUGGUUUCUUCUAAAGAGUGUCCGCUUCCCCUCCCCUCGAUGAAGCGUUGCGAUGCCCUCUGAUUUUAUAUCCCUCCUUAGCUCGGAUCUCGACCUCAAUUCCCCCAAAUCUCUGUACUCUAAAGAGUCGGUUUAUGACCUCCUCCCUAAAGAGCUCCAGCUCCAGCCGUCGUCCACCCAGACCGAGCCACCCACCAUGAGCCAGAAGAGUGGGGGAGAGCCGGGACCUCCGCCAACUGCAGCCUUGGCCUCAGAUGCCAGCUCUUCCACCUCCAAUCCUUCUGCCUCUUCCUCCCUGGCCAUGGGAGUGCCAUCCACUGGCCCCUCUACCUCAACCUCAGACCAUCUCAAGGUUCCACAGCAUCUCCAGUCCACUGGAGGAGAAGGAGCUGGAGCUUCAGAGAUGCAAGGUGUGGAGGGUGCUGUAUCUGGCCCCAACAGAGGCGGUAGUGGGCCAAACACUGCAUCAGGAGACAUUGGGUCAGGAGUGUUGUCAGGGCUAGGAGCCCAGCAGCCUCAGAACACCCCAUCCAAACGGAGGCCUGUGUUGAGCAUAUCCCCACCACCCGAGGACCUAUUUGACGACAGCCAGAUGUCUUGUCAAGAGGAGACUACUGUAUCCGCUCCAACUGGUCCAGACUCAGAACACAGCAGCAGCAUGUGGGCUGAUGACUCAGUCUCCAACUUCAGCUUGGUCAGCUCGGUCUCCUACAAUGACAACACAGAGGUGCCCCGCAAAUCCAGAAAACGCACCCCUCGCCAGCGGCCUGGCCCAAAGCCUGCUAAUCCGGAGGACAGCAUGGAUGUGUUUGAUGCCGACAGCGCCAAGGCCCCUCACUUUGUCCUGUCCCAGCUUGGCACAGACAAGACCAGUGCAAUAGGCAGCUCUCUGGAGCCAGGGACCGCAGUGAAGAGUGGGUCACUGUCUGCUCAGUUCCCCCAGAGGAGCGAUGGGAAGGACUUGAAGAUCCUGGUGCAGCCAGAGACCCAGCACAGAGCUCGCUAUCUGACCGAGGGCAGCAGAGGCUCCGUCAAAGACCGCACACAGCAGGGAUUCCCCACUGUCAAGUUGGAGGGUGUGAAUGAUCCAGUUGUGCUGCAGGUGUUUGUAGCAAAUGAUGCAGGCAGAGUGAAGCCUCACGGUUUCUAUCAGGCCUGCAGAGUGACCGGCCGCAACACCACUGCCUGCAAGGAAGUGGACAUAGAGGGCACCAUUGUUAUUGAGAUCCCUUUGGAGCCUAGCAGUGAUAUGACACUUGCGGUGGACUGUGUAGGCAUUUUGAAGCUGCGUAAUGCAGAUGUGGAGGCCCGUAUUGGUGUUGCAGGAUCGAAGAAAAAGAGCACCCGUGCCAGGCUGGCUUUCAGGGUCAGCAUCCCCCAACCUGAUGGAUCUACCCUCACUCUGCAGGUCCCUUCAUCGCCAAUCCUCUGCACCCAGCCAGCGGGAGUGCCAGAGAUCCUGAAGAAGAGUCUUCACAGCUGCUCAGUGAGAGGAGGAGAGGACGUUUUUAUCAUUGGAAAGAACUUCCUCAAAGGAACCAAAGUGAUUUUUCAGGAAAACAUUGCAGAUGAUAAUUCCUGGCAAGCCGAGGCAAAGAUUGACAUGGACCUUUUCCAUCAGAACCAUUUGAUAGUGACUGCUCCUCCGUUCCACAACCAGUCAAUCACUUCUCCAGUGUCUGUGGGAAUCUUUGUGAUGACCAAUGCUGGUAGAUCACAUGACGCCCAGCCCUUCACCUACACUCCAGACUCAGCUGAUAACUCCAAUGCCCGGACGGUAAAAACAGAGGGACCCUCUCUACUCAAGACGUGUAUGUUUGAUGGCCAGAUGAAAUCUAUGUCAUCUGAGCAAACCGACUGCUCUGGUCAGCCUUCCAAACGCCAAGAAGACACACCAAUGGAAGUGUCCAGCAAUCCACCAACCACGGAUGUUUUUAAGCCAUCCCCUGACCCGCUUGUCUCGGUGCAGCAGACCCUCAGCUCCAGUCCCCAUUCAGGGGGGGAAUCCUUUCAGAGUCCGAUGCCCCUACAACCUGAAGAUGUGGAGCUUCCCCAGGCACCCCCUGUGUUCCCCAGCCUAGAGUCUCUCAGUACUAUACAGAAGCAAGACAUUUCCCCCACAACCUCCUUCCCAGUGUCAGGAGACACCACAAUCCCUCCUGUGACACCAGACGUCCCUCAGCAAUUCCUAAGAGAUCCUCAGGACAACCUGCCACCUGAGAAUUCCAACAAUAGUGGAGGGGUUGUUGUUGUUGCCAUGCCCCAAAUAUCAACUCCAUCUCAGCCACAGCCACAACAGUCACAGGUUCCCAUGUUCCCCCAGGAAGGGGUGGCCCAGCUGGAGAGGGCAGUAAGGGAGCUACAAGCCGGAGGUAACACCACGCUCCAGCAGGUGUUUGAGGCGGCUGUAGCCCAGCAGCAACUAAACUCAGUGCUUUAUAGCCCCAACCCCUCUGCAGACUCUCUUCAACAGCACGUCCAAGAAAACAUGAACAGCCUUAGAUUAGGAAACACUGAUAAUUCGAUGUCUACACGGCAACAGCUACAGAUACAACAGCAACAGCAAAUGCAACAGCAGCAGCAGCAGCAGCAAAUGCAACAGCAGCAAAUGCAACAGCAGCAACAACAACAACAAAUACAGCAACAGUUUCAACAGCAUCAACAACUUCAACAACAGCAAAUCCUUGAUAACCUUCAGCAUCAACAUGAGCAGCAACAUCUACAGCAGCAGCAGCAAGUCCUCGGCAACAUGCAAAUGCAACAGCAACUAAUACUACAGCCACAGGACCAACAGCAACUGCAACAGCAGCAGCAGCUCAUUGAGAACAUUCAACAGCAGCAACAGUUGCAACAGAAUCAGCAACAGCAAGUCCUGAACAACAUCCAACUUCAGGAUCAGCAACAGCAAGUCCUGAACAACAUCCAACUUCAGGAUCAGCAACAGCAAGUCCUGAACAACAUCCAGCUUCAGGAUCAGCAACAGCAAAAUCAAAUACUGACAAAUUUACAACAUCAGCUUCAACAGCAGCAGCAUCUACAGCAGCGGCAGCAGCAGCAGCAGCAACAACAGCAAAAUCAAGCAUUGAGCAACUUACAACAGCAGCAGCAAUUACAAGAGCAGCAGGUCUUGGAGAAUUUACAGCAGCAGCUUCAGGCUGAGUUGCUCCAGCCACAGAUUCACUCAUCCCCGCAAGUACAGCAGCCAGGGUCCCUCCUUCAACGGGCCGGAGACCUGCUCACCAUCCAGACCAGCUUCACAACACAGCCUCCAUCCCACACAUCCCCCCCACAACAGCUCUUCCAAUCACCCAGACCCCUUGCAGAGUCCCAGGGCUCCCAACAGCAGGUCCAGGCUGCCCUGCUCCAGAAUACACUGACUGUCCUGACGAGUGGCGGUCUCAACUCAGAGCAGCAGGCGGCUGGCUCAGCACUUUACCUGUCCCCAAACCCUCCCCAGCAACAGCAACAACCGCAGCUGGCGUUCAUCUCGUCCAUGAAAACAUCCGCGAGCCAGCCCCAGUCUGUAACAAUGUUUCAGAACCAACCCCAAGCUCAACUCUCCCAAAUGCAGCAGCAGAGCACCCCCAUGGAGGAGCAGCAGUCAGCACAGCAGAACCAGCAACAGCCACCACAGCUUCCAAUGGGCCAGCAGGGAUCUUUGUUCCAAAGUAUUCCAAACCACUCCCAGGGUAACCCUGUCCCACAGAACCAACUUUCCCAACCCCAGCAGACAGGUUUGCUCCUCUGCACGACAGAUCUUAACCCGCAGGCUAUUCCCCCAACUCUUCUCUUCAGCACCCAGACCCAAGGCCCUUCCUCUAUAGGGAGCAUAGGUGUUGGAAUCCCUCAGCCAGACCCAGCAGAGCCCAUGUCGUUCCAAGACCAGAGCUCUUCAGGCAACAACUCGUCAUCCAAUGACAACCAACAGCAGAGCUUAUUCCAGGAGCAGCAGCCAAUGCAAGUAGGCUCAAGCUCUAGCAGCGCCCGAAGCAGUCAACCUGUAGAGCUCUUUCUACCGCAGACGUCUCUGUCUGGCCUGCAGAGCACUAUAAGCUCACAGGAGCUAAACAACCAGGCUCCGGCCACUGGCACAACCAUCUUCGUCGUUCAAGGUGGUGUGGGCGUUGUAGCCAGCCCUGGGCAGCAGCCACCAGAGCAGCUUUUCCAGACAACUGUGGGCGGGAAUGUGGCUCCUCAAGGACAAACCAACGUGUUUGUGUUUGGCAUCCAGAACGACUCGCCACAGCUGCUCAAUUCCUCCGGACCCACCCUGCCUGCUCAGAGCCAGCCCCAGAACUCCAGUCACAUGCAGCCGCACUUGGAUCAGCCAAUGGCCCAGGCUGCCCCCCCAAUGCAAGCCCCCAUGCACAGCAGCCUACAGAACACUCUACAGGCACAGAUGCAGACCAGCUUAGAGAACGCCAUGCAGACCAGCCUGCAAAAUGCGAUGCAGACAAACACACAAGCAGCCCUGCAGUCUGGUUUACAGGCAAACAUCGAAACAAGCUUGCCAACUCCAAUGCAGACCAAUCUACAGAUGCAGAUACAGAGCAGCUUGCAUAAUCAAUUGCAGGCAUCAUUAUCUGUAUCAUCCAGCAUGGAUAAAAUCGAGGACCUCCUGGAAAGCCUACAGAAGUAGUGAUAAAUAUUUGGACAAUGUGUUCUCCAAGGAGAGUGAGAGAUAUGUAGCUAGUUAUACAUCCUAACAUCAACAAAGUGGCGGUGCAAGGGUUUUGUGCCAGUGCCGCGAAAUGUAGAAAAUUUAAAUAUUUAAGAAUUAAAUGCCCCCUUUUCCCUAAAACCAAAUUAUGAGCCCAUUGUUUUAUGAAAUAUUUAUCAUUCAUCACAGCUUUUCGUAGAUCCAUUCUCCUUGAAUCGAUGAGUCCGUCUUUGUUGUUACCCCUCUUGCAGGAUCAGAGAGGCCCGUAAUGACAGCUUUACCUUUCAGUCUCAGAAAUGCAGUGUUUUGUUGUCGGAGUGUUUUUAACAAUGUGAGCCUAAGAGAUGAUAUAGAUAAAAGUCUAUCAGGUUUUAGUGGGGAAACUGGAAAGGGAUAAAGAAUGUCGGUGAUGUUGAAAUGGGAAAUAGUAAUGUGAUGGAGACCAGGCUGUAAGAGCAGGCGGAGAAGAUAAAACAGUCAGCCAUGGAGUGGAUAUCACAUAGCGCCCACGUGUCCGAUAAAGGCUGAAUCUCAUUCUGUGAGUGUGUAAACUUAUUUCCCUCAGAGAGACAGUUGGGGGACAGUUGUGUUAGUCUGUCCGUCGUUUGUGGGACGGCACCAAAACAGGAGUGAAUAUCGUCCUCCUUUUGUCAUCUUUGCAGAUCUUUUGCAGUUAAUCAACCCCUCGUGUUUGCACAUCUCGGCAGUUUUACUAGAUGAUAUAUAUAAGGAGCAAAAAUGGUUAGAUUACACAUAGUUGGAGAAUGUUUUGCAUCCAUCUCCUGAGCAGACUCUACAGAAGGAGGACAGUUAAACUCUUCUCCUUAAGAAUUUCUCACUGACUAAAAUGGGGUAUCAUUACAUAUUUAUACUGCAGGUUGUCCCCCCGGCGUGUAGCAGAAGGAGGAGAGAAUAUUGAACACUCGCAAAUGAGAUUCAACCUAGUGAAUAAUGUGACUUGGCCUUUUGUGGCCUUUUAGGCACCUCCCAGUGUUUUCAUAUGUUUAGGCCUCAUCAGCUUUCUUGGUGAACUUUUCAGAAGCAUUGUAGUGUGUGUAUCUUUUUGUUUUAAAGAAGUUGGUAACUUUACCAAUCUAACGUGGAUAGAGCGAAACUUUCCACUAGUGAAAAUGGAGUGUUGUGUUUUUAUAAACAGUUUAUCUCAAGCACUUUAUAACCUCUUUUGUGUAACCAGCUAAUCCUUAUAUCCGUCCACAGCUCUCUACUGACCCAGCUGAAUUUGUACUCGGUAACGUCCACUUAAAAAACAAGAAACAAACAAACAAACAAAAAAAAUUAAAAACAGAAAGCAGUUGUCUUGUAAAAGUAAAAUACAUCUUAACCAAACAUUUUUACAUUUUCUCAUGUCAGAAUAUUUUUGAGGUCUAGGACAACUUUGUAUAGAAAGUCUGCUCGCUGUUGGAUCCCUUUUUAUAUUCGGUCUCAGUGGUCCAGUCAAGUCUGUCCAAAAAACAGCCAUUCCCACAAAAGCAUUGUCAUUUUUCAGUGUUGGCGUGGUGAGUAGGCCUUUGUGUUUUACACACUGACAAAACACCUAAAACACGGAUUCAUUCAGAUUGUGCAACGAAAUGAAGGAUUUUCAUUGUUAUGCUAUUUGUACUAUUUACUGUUCAGUCUGUCACUUGAGACUGUUCUACCUUGUGUUGUGUUAGAUAUUUAAGUUUUUGUCCGUGUUGGUACCGUGCGCAGGCUGGCACCAUGUGAAGUUGGCACCCAGUAGCCGUCCCUUGUGUUGUGAACAGGGGCUCACUGGUAAAUGAAAUCUCUGUUACAUAGAGGCCGCCAUGUUGUUUCUAUCUAUGGUGCUAUGUAUAAGGAGUGAUGGGCACUUCUGAUGUGAUGUUAUUACGUAACCGUUUCUACUUAAAUCAAUAGCGUUGACAUCAAGUGUUAGUUGUGAAGCCGAGUUGAGUCCAGAGAGCUGGCUGUUGUUGUGGGGUCAGACUGGAGUGCACCCAGGCAAACCAAAGCUCCUGUUGUGAAUCCUCAUCAUCUUGUCCCGUACUUGUCCUUUCGAAGGCUCUCAUCAUCAUGUUUACUCAUUUUUACCUAAUCAUUUAAAUUAUGCAGCUCUUACGUGGAUAGCAAUUCAGCAUGUUGUUUUGUUUUAAGCAAACAUUUAUAAAAAGAUAUGUAAAGGUACUUUGUUUCAUGGAUCAUACAAUUAACAUUUAAACCCAUGUUUUAUUUUUUUUCAUUUCUCAUGACCUAACCCUUUUGAUGCAAAGUAACACUGUAUUUUCCAUAUCUACAACCGUAGCCAAUUUGGCGUUAUCAAAAAAGCCAAUUUUUAGAAUAAUUCUAAUGUUGGAGUAGCGUUGCUCACACAUCUGUUUACAUUUUCAUAGUCCAACUAUUUUGUCCUGCAGCUGUUAGUGAUCCAUUUUAAAGCAACUUAUCUUUUUUAGAAUUUUGUAUCCAUGUAUCAAAAUGUAGAGUAUUUUUGUAAAACUAAAGUUUUUGGUUUACUCUCAUAGCACAGAAUAUCAUUGCUGGUAUGUUAUCCUGGAACUAAGCGCAGGUUUAUUGUGAAGUGUAUGACUGCAAUUAGAAAUGUACUUAAGUGGACAUCAAGCAAAUUUGUUUCGAAUUCUAUUUGACUGUCCUAACAUUGACUUUACCCAAUUUGUACAUUGUGAUAAAUGGGCUAGGUUCCUCGUGUUUAUUUCUAAUGUCAUGCAUCUCAAAUGGCACUUUGACUCAAUCCAUUAACUGUAGAUCAGGUUAGAGCGCAGUAGUAAUGUUUCCAAGCAUUCCAUUCCUCUUGGGUUAGGGGAGUUAAAGAGCACAUAACGUUGCGGAGGAAGUGCAGAACAGUAACAGCCUCUUAAAGCCAUACCAACACAGAAAGCCAACCUGUGACUUCAGUUUCAUGAAUGUAAAAUUUACCUCAUGGUGUGGACACAGCUCGCUCUCUACAUCAAACCAUUGGACCAAUUACAGUUUCAAAGAGCAUGUAUUCGGAGGCAGAUGGGGGGGUGGCGUGGUGUGGCACCAACUGUCUUUCGUGUCACCGUACAUUUGUCGGAUUGUUGUGUCUUGGAUUGUGGUGUAAUGUCAUGUUGCUUCGCACCCUUGUUCUUUCAUCGUGAGCUACACAGGAAGCUCAGUCCGACUCUUGGAAGCGCCACGUCCGCCCGACGGAACCACGGGAAGCAUCCAGUCGACAGUGGCGAAGAAAGCACACAAAUCUUCACACAAUAUCGUUUUGUCCGUCAGUCAUGUAAAUGAAUAUCCAUGUAUAUUUAAAUGUGAAAUAUACUGCAGGGGUAUCUUGAAUUUCAAUUGUGAUGCUUUCAACAGAACUUUGUGUGCCUUGAUAACUUUACUCUGCUGUGUUCACUGAUGUCCCUUUUGUGUCCCCGCUGUUUGGCACCUUGUCCUUUUGACUCUCGAGGACUGUUAAGCAUCAGGAUCCUUUUCAGUGAUAGACGUUUUAUUUCAACGACACAAGCGCAACCAUAGCCCAUACCAAUAUAUUUUAGCGAUAACAUUUUCACUCUGGAAAUCCAAUGCAAGAUCUCAAAAUGAGUCCUCUCGGCGUGAUGUUGUGCAGCUUCACCGGCGAAUUGUCAUCCUGUUCAUUAUUUUCUGUUGAAAAUGUUUUUGCCAUGCCUCAUGAGAUUUGUAGGUGUGAGGUAAAAUGGACGAGACCGUGGAGAUUGUUUUAUGGAGAGCUUUUCAUGUACUGAUGUGCUUGUCAACAUAACUAUUGUUGCUGUGAACUGCUUGAUCAAAUGGAGCAACCAUGAUAACCGUUACUUGCCAAUAGUGUGAGCUGUAUCUUGUGUGUAAUCAGUUUGCUCACGUUUCCUAGUUCGCUUUCAAUUUCACAUUCUCCAACAGUUCUGUUGUAUCCGUUCUGUGUAGCUUGAGCUUUAGUAUCUAGCCUUAAGACCCUGCAGUAGGGAUAAAGGUCAACCCCAGUGUGUUAUCAUACAUCUGAACUAUUAUUAACAUGUACUUUGCCUUGGUCUGGACAUUUGUAUACUCUUCUGUUUAUAUCUGUAAUCCUGCUGCUACAUUAAAUGAAUUAAUAAAA
Molecule: messenger RNA, 8888 nt
Organism: Platichthys flesus (European flounder)
Lineage: Eukaryota; Metazoa; Chordata; Actinopteri; Pleuronectiformes; Pleuronectidae
Gene: nfat5a
Product: nuclear factor of activated T cells 5a
Exons: 12
Coding region: 218-4804 (1528 amino acids)
Biological process (GO): calcineurin-NFAT signaling cascade; regulation of transcription by RNA polymerase II; cytokine production
Cellular component (GO): transcription regulator complex
Molecular function (GO): DNA-binding transcription factor activity, RNA polymerase II-specific; transcription factor binding; RNA polymerase II cis-regulatory region sequence-specific DNA binding
Source: RefSeq, a predicted model, not a curated record